AUGCCGAUGUUGCAUCGAGUGCGGCCUCGCACGUCUCGCGGCGAGGACCGCCUUAGCAUGCUCCAUGACGAUCUGAUCCUCCUCAUAGUAAGCAGGCUGGACACCCGAACAGUGCUCUCCAUGGCCGUCCUCGCCAGGCGAUGGGUUCGCAUCCCCCGCGAGCUGUCGGUGCUCGACUUCAGGGUGAGCGACAUACUCCCGCCGGAGUAUGAACGGACCGUCGCCCUUCGCCGGCGCAACUUGACGCGUGACGCCACUUUGGCCGGGACACUCGACGGUCUCAAGGCGCGAUGCGAGAUCGACACAAUCAGGUCAUUCACCAACGGAAUCACGAGCUUCUUGGAAGCAGAAGGUGGCCAUGACCGGCGCGUGAAGACCCUCCGUCUUGAGUUUUUCCGGACAUACAAUAGCAUUUGUGUGGACCGCCUGAUCAAUGUUGCGGUCGGCGCAUGGGGGGUGGAAGAUCUGGAGGUUGUCGUCAGGCAAUCGUCCGGCUAUGAUCAGACGCGGACAUACAGCUUCCCCCACAACUGCCUCAACCUCCGGUCUUGCCUGCGCAGCUUGACGUUGGGCAAGUAUUGUGCACUGCCACCGCUGCAUAGCUACAACACGCUCACCAAGCUCAUCCUGCGUGACAUGUCAGCUUCCACGCCCGUUGCCAUGUAUGAGAGGGUGUUCAAAGACUGCACCGGGCUGCAAGUGCUUCACCUCAUGUUCUGCUGCUGUGCACAUACCACUCUAGUGGUGGACGCGUCGUGUUCACAUAUCAGGGAACUCGUCCUUGAAGAGUGCUCGUUCUUUGUGAUCGAGCUGCGCGACCUCCCAAUGCUUGUCCGCCUGGCGUGCUGCCUAACCGACACUUCAAAGAUUCUAUUUGGCUCAGUUCCAAGCCUCAUGGACACUAACCUCUCAUUCUCUCUAGAGGAUGAUAGUAAAGUGGCGGCACGGUGGAUAGAUGAGUUCGACUCGUUCCUCGGUAUGUCCCCCACCAUGACGAACCUUGUCAUCCGAUUUAUUGGGCGGAGAACAUGGAUUCGGCCCAGUCAUCUGGAGAGGAAGUUGCCGCACCUGAAAAAGCUCCUUGUCGCUGACAUGCCUUCAAAUUGGGAUAUCUCAUGGACACGUGGCCUCCUCAUGGCCUCGACAUUUCUCGAGGUCUUGCACAUCCACGUGCCCCACUCAGAAACGGAGCCAGAUUGCCUGCGCGGGAUGAAUUGGUCGAAAUCCCGCAAUGAGCUUCGGCACCAUCACCUCAAGGAGCUGGUCGUGAUUGGAUUCACGCAGCGUAACAUAUGGCUUUUGAAGUAUGUUGUGAGGGUGUGCACAUCGUUGCAACGCAUUGUUUUGCUGAAGGAUGGCCAUGUUCGGUACAUCGGACUCUGGGAUUGGCGGAUGGUCGGGCAGCAAACAUGUCCAUGGAGCGAUGAUGAGAAAAUAGUGGUGAGAAGAAUGAUGAAAAAAUUUGGGCUCAGGCCUCUUCCUGAACUGAUCUUGGGUUAA
Aegilops tauschii subsp. strangulata is the source of this 1500-nucleotide messenger RNA. RefSeq lists its product as uncharacterized. NCBI's taxonomy places the organism in Eukaryota, Viridiplantae, Streptophyta, Magnoliopsida, Poales, Poaceae. Gene Ontology annotation, molecular function: protein binding. The record is from RefSeq and is a predicted model, not a curated record.